AGAUCUCAAACUAAAGAGAAAUUGGUCAUUUCUCUACCCUUUUCUGCUUCACCUUUUGCAAGGAGUUAAAAACAAAACUUCUUCUUGCAGACAAGUUGACAGGGACUGUGAGUUUCUCGAGCAGGAGAGGAUAAUGGACUAUAGCCUUUUGGUUGGUCUUCACUUCAGAGAAGCAACAAACAGCUGCGACCAUACUCCCCCUGGUUGUGUAACACCAACAGAUAAUGGUGGUGCAGAAGAAUCUCUUCCCCGCCUUUCUAGAGCAGACAUGGAUCAACUGCUUCUGGAUCCUGCAGGGUGGGCUAGCAUCAGAUUGGGAGUGAAUAUGCCUGCCAAGGUUGAAAGGACAGAGAGGAAAAACGAUGGCGAAAUUCAGCUAGUAGGAGAACCAACUGGAGAAUACUAUGAUGUAAUAAUAUUCUUUAGCAUCAUAGACAUACUUCAAGACUAUGACAUUUCCAAGAAGCUCGAGCAUGCAUACAAGUCCAUCCAAUAUGAUCCAACUUCCAUAUCAGCUGUGGAUCCUAAACAAUACUCGAGGCGUUUUCGAGAUUACAUAUUCAAAGUUUUUGCAGAAGACAUUUGAAGGA
Messenger RNA from Coffea arabica (coffee), 590 nucleotides. The record is from RefSeq and is a predicted model, not a curated record. NCBI's taxonomy places the organism in Eukaryota, Viridiplantae, Streptophyta, Magnoliopsida, Gentianales, Rubiaceae.